CCAGCGAUAAGAGGUGCGAGGAGGCAGGACACGGCGAGUGUAGCUGAGAGCCACGCAUCACAUACAAACUUCACCUACGCGCCUCCAUCUCUGCCGUUUCACCAUGUCGAAAGACGUCGCCGCCGACAUACCCGUGGCCGAGGCGCCGGCGAAACGCGCCCCGCUCAACAAGUACGCCCUCGCCUGCGCCAUACUGGCUUCCAUGAACUCCAUCCUCCUCGGCUAUGAUGUCUCGGUGAUGAGCGGAGCGCAGAUAUUCAUGAAGAAGGACCUGAAGAUCACGGACAGGCAGAUCGAGAUCCUUGCCGGCAUCAUCAACAUCUUCUCGCUCGUCGGCUCACUCGCGGCGGGCCGGACGUCCGACUGGAUCGGGCGCCGGUACACCAUGGUGCUCGCGGCGGUCAUCUUCUUCGCGGGCGCCCUCAUCAUGGGCCUCGCCCCGAGCUACGCGGUCCUGAUGGUCGGCCGCUUCGUCGCCGGCGUCGGCGUCGGCUACGCGCUCAUGAUCGCGCCCGUGUACACGGCCGAGGUCGCGCCCACCUCGGCACGCGGCCUGCUCACGUCCUUCCCGGAGGUCUUCAUCAACACUGGCGUGCUCCUCGGCUACAUCUCUAACUACGCCUUCCACAGCCUCCCCGUUCACAUCAGCUGGCGCGCCAUGUUCCUCGCGGGCGCCGUGCCGCCUGUCUUCCUGGCCAUCGGCGUCCUCGUCAUGCCGGAGUCGCCGCGGUGGCUUGUCAUGCAGGGGCGCAUAGGCGACGCGCGCCGCGUGCUCCAGAAGACCUCCGAUACCCCCGAGGAGGCCGUGGAGCGGCUCGCCGAUAUCAAGAGCGCCGUAGGCAUCCCCGAGGGUAUUUCCGACGACAGCGACGAGGUGAUCGCGAUCGCCCGCAAGAGCAAGGGCGCCGACGGCAAGGGCGUCCUGAGCGACCUGCUGCUCCGCCCGACGCCACCCGUGCGCCGCAUCCUGAUCGCCUGCCUCGGCCUCCAGUUCUUCCAGCAAGCCUCCGGUAUCGACUCGGUGGUGCUGUACAGUCCCCGUGUGUUCGAGACGGCCGGUAUCAAGUCCGAUGCCAACACCCUCGGAGCCACCAUUUCCGUGGGCGCGACCAAGACGCUCUUCAUACUGGUGGCCACGUUCUUCCUCGACCGCGUCGGGCGGCGGCCGCUGCUGCUCACCAGCGCCGGCGGGAUGGUGCUCUCGCUCCUGACGUUGGCCUCGGCGCUGCACGUGAUCAGCGGACGUGCGCCGGCGGAUGGGGCGACGGCGCUGUCGGGGGUGAGCAUCGCGUCGGUGCUUACGUUCGUGGCGUCGUUCUCGAUCGGGAUGGGGCCCAUCGCGUGGGUGUACAGCUCGGAGAUCUUCCCGCUGCGGCUGCGCGCGCAGGGCUGUGCGCUUGGCACGGCCAUGAACAGAAUCAUGAGCGGGGCCAUCACCAUGUCCUUCUAUUCGCUCUCCGACAAGAUCACGCUCGCCGGAAGCUUCUACCUUUACGCUAGUGUUGCUGCCGCCGGGUGGGUGUUCAUGUUCUGCUUCCUUCCGGAGACGAGGGGCAGGAGCUUGGAGGACACCGAGGUGCUCUUUGGUGGUGGCGAUGACGCGGGGAAGGAAGAUGGUCAUGGGCAUACCAAGUCCACGCAGUUGACUACACCUACGCAACACUAGUGAACUGUUGUUAGCGAUCGCGUGUUUAGUCCGAAUGGUGGGACCGGAUUUACCACAUGUCACUUGGGCCCCAAGCCCCCAACUAUUAUAGUCAUCGAUGGCAACAAAGUAAUGGAGACAAGCUUUUCAGCA
This is a messenger RNA of Lolium perenne, 1798 nucleotides long. Its product is annotated as putative polyol transporter 1. Gene Ontology annotation, biological process: transmembrane transport. Gene Ontology annotation, cellular component: membrane. The record is from RefSeq and is a predicted model, not a curated record. NCBI's taxonomy places the organism in Eukaryota, Viridiplantae, Streptophyta, Magnoliopsida, Poales, Poaceae. Gene Ontology annotation, molecular function: transmembrane transporter activity.